This is a messenger RNA of Sitodiplosis mosellana (orange wheat blossom midge), 1059 nucleotides long. It is a transcript of the gene Pex2, whose product is annotated as peroxisome biogenesis factor 2. The record is from RefSeq and is a predicted model, not a curated record. NCBI's taxonomy places the organism in Eukaryota, Metazoa, Arthropoda, Insecta, Diptera, Cecidomyiidae. The coding region runs from base 136 to 972 and encodes 278 amino acids. Gene Ontology annotation, cellular component: peroxisomal membrane. The transcript is spliced from 4 exons. Gene Ontology annotation, biological process: protein import into peroxisome matrix. Gene Ontology annotation, molecular function: zinc ion binding.
ACCAAACAGGCAUUUCAAUUCAAUCAAAACAGAAGAAAAACAAAACAAGACUAAGAAGAUUUGAUUUUUUUUUCAUUGUUUUUUGCAUUGAAGUAAAGAAAAUGAUAUAAACUAAAAACCACUAAAGUGUAGACAAUGAAGACCGAAUUUGUACCGCGAGUCAAUCAGCUAGAUGCCCUGCAGUUGGAUCGGGAUAUUAUUCGAAUAGUUCGUGAUCAGCUCAUUAGCGCUGCUCAAAGUAUAUCGCCGGGUCUAUUGAAUCGAUUAAAUCCUGAAGUCGAUUUACUCUUGCGAGCAGCCAUUUGGAACUAUUCAGUUCGUUUGCAUUCGGCAACUUUUGGGCAACGAUUAUUAUUCAUUACUUAUGACAAAGAUCAACUUACGAACAAUUACACCAUUUACAAGCAUUUCUUUUUUAAUGUGUUACUUAAAUACAUUCGAGACAAUAUCACAUUCCGCUGGACUGAUCAGCACACUCUGCAGAAAUGUGUAACGUACUGUGAAAAUUUCAUUGUAUUUUCCACGGUGCUGAAUUUUUUCCGGUUCCUCAAUGUGGGCAAACGACCGUCAUUAGUGGAUUAUGCUUUGGGAUUGGAUAAUAUAUCAAUGUACGGCAAUCGGCGACGCGAGAUCGGCUACAGCCAUAUGACACGUGAACUGAUUUGGGGCGGUUUUAUGGAGUUGCUUGGGUUUACGUUACCCCUUAUCAAUUACCACUAUGUCAGGCGAAAGUGUCGGAACGCUGUUAAUUGUGUGAUGAGCAAUAGUACAUCCAAUGCGGAAAAAGACAAAAAACCCAUUUUAAGUGCCAGCACUAGAUGCGCAUACUGUGAUGAGCGACCAACGAUACCCUAUCACAUGGGAUGUACACAUGUAUUCUGUUACUACUGCUUAAGGGGAAACCUUCUGGCCGAUACGCAGUUCGAAUGCCCAACAUGCCAGCAAACGAGUAGCUUUAGUGACCCAUUGUGAUAUUUUCAUGGAACCGGGAAAGGUGUAUUGUGGAUUAGUUUAAAGGUCAAAAUAAACGCGGAUUUUAUUGUUGUUUACAAAUCAUAA